Molecule: messenger RNA, 2042 nt
Organism: Musa acuminata AAA Group (dessert banana)
Lineage: Eukaryota; Viridiplantae; Streptophyta; Magnoliopsida; Zingiberales; Musaceae
Product: serine/threonine-protein kinase STN7, chloroplastic-like
Exons: 10
Coding region: 168-1865 (565 amino acids)
Biological process (GO): protein phosphorylation
Molecular function (GO): ATP binding; protein kinase activity
Source: RefSeq, a predicted model, not a curated record
AUUUAUAAGUCAAUAAAUAAAUAAAUAAAUAAAUAAAUAAUCACACAUGUAUGAUAUACAUGAUUAAUAAUUAUUUUUUUUUGUCAAAAUAAAAAUAAAAAUCAAUCCUUCCUCGGUUACGCUACCUUCUUAACGUUCGCAUGACCCCCACAGAACCAUAAGAAAGAAUGGCCACCGCCGGCCCACUCCGCCUCGGCCUCGACCUUUCCUCCUCCUUUCUCUCUGCCCAUAGGCGCCUCGGCCACAGCGGCCCGCCGAGGCAGCCUUCGCCUGUGUUGCCGGCCGGCCGGAGGGCGGCGUCGCCGGCGAGGGCGGUGGCGCAUCUGCAUGACCUCUUCGUCGGGGUGGGGGUGGGGCUCCCCUGCACCGUUAUGGAGUGCGGCGACAUCAUCUACCGCAGUACCCUUCCCCGCUCCACCGGCCUCACCCUCACCGCCCCCGGCGUCGCCCUCGCCCUCGCCGCCGUCUCUUACCUCUGGGCCACCCCCGGCGUCGCCCCCGGCUUCUUUGACAUGUUCGUCCUCGCCUUCGUCGAGCGCAUCUUUCGCCCCACCUUCCGCAAGGAUGAUUUCGUUCUCGGAAAGAAGCUUGGCGAAGGCGCCUUUGGCGUCGUCUAUAAGGUCUCCUUGGCGAAGCCCAAGCACUCGAUCAAGGAAGGUGAUUUGGUGUUAAAAAAGGCCACCGAGUAUGGAGCAGUGGAGAUAUGGAUGAAUGAGCGCGCGCGGCGGGCCUGCACGAGUAGUUGUGCAGAUUUCCUGUACGGCUUUCUUGAGAGCAAAUCCAAAGGGAGAGGAGGAGGCGAAUACUGGCUGAUUUGGCGUUUUGAGGGUGAAGAUACGCUUGCGGAUCUCAUUCAAAGCAAAGAGUUUCCUUAUAAUGUAGAGGCUAAGAUUCUUGGAGAAGUUCAAGAUUUGCCCAAAGGGUUAGAAAGAGAGAACAAAAUCAUUCAAACAAUCAUGAGGCAACUUUUAUUUGCUUUAGAUGGACUUCAUUCAACUGGGAUUGUCCACAGAGAUAUUAAGCCUCAAAAUGUGAUUUUCUCUGAAGGGGCUCGUACCUUCAAAAUCAUUGAUCUAGGAGCUGCAGCAGAUCUGCGAGUAGGCAUAAAUUACAUCCCUAAGGAAUUUCUUUUGGACCCACGGUAUGCUGCUCCUGAGCAGUAUAUUAUGAGUACACAAACACCAUCUGCACCCUCAGCACCAGUAGCUACAGCAUUAUCUCCAGUCUUGUGGCAGUUGAAUUUGCCUGACAGAUUUGACAUUUACAGUGUGGGCCUUAUAUUCCUGCAAAUGGUAUUUCCAUCCCUACGAACUGACAGCAGUCUUAUACAAUUCAACCGUCAGCUGAAGAGGUGUGGCUAUGACUUGAAUGCUUGGAGAAAUCUAGUGGAACCUCGUGCCGGCCUAGAUCUCCGUAAAGGCUUUGAACUGUUAGAUUUAGAUGGGGGUAUCGGCUGGGAGCUCCUCACAUCCAUGGUCCGUUACAAAGCACGACAAAGAACAAGUGCAAAGGCUGCCUUAGCUCAUCCAUACUUCAACCGUGAAGGUCUUCUUGGGCUGUCCCUAAUGCAAAACUUGAGGCUUCAACAGUACCGUGCAACACAAAAGGAUUACAGUGAAGCUGCCAAUUGGGUCAUUAAGCUUAUGGCCAAGUCUGGGACAGCAUCAGAAGGAGGCUUCACUGAAGCACAACUUCAGGAACUGAGAGAAAGGGAGCCAAAGAAGGGUAGUCCUCAGCGCAAUGUACUUGCAUCCAUUCUUCGUGUGCAAAGGAAGAUCAUAAAAACUCUCAAUGAGAGCAUGGAUGAGCUGAACAGACGAAGGAAAAGUCUGUGGUGGAGCCGCUGGAUUCCCAGAGAGGAGUAAGUAGAAGCAAAAGCUAUCCUGUAAAUCUUGUGAAGUAGUAUCGUUGUUGUCUAAUGUUUUUGCAAAAGAGAUACAUGUAAAUAUAUGUUGUCACUACUGAGCAUAUGAUGACAAGUUCACCUUCAUUUGAAAGUUAUGUAGUUGGCAUGCUUGACAAUAUAAAUUGAGGUUUAUACU